Messenger RNA from Paramuricea clavata, 2725 nucleotides. NCBI's taxonomy places the organism in Eukaryota, Metazoa, Cnidaria, Anthozoa, Malacalcyonacea, Plexauridae. The record is from the annotation of a GenBank genome assembly.
AGAUAUGUUAUAUUUGUGGAAGAGACGCCUCGUGGUUCUCACUGGACAAGGUAUGGUCAUUUUGAUAGGUAUAAUACUAGCGCAAUGUGCACAACAUUCUCAGGUUUGGUUUUAAAAUAUAUUGAAUUGCGAUCAAUUAAAUUUAUUUAGGGUAAAGUAGUUUCUAUGCUACAAACAUCCAACCUUGUUAUUAGCUGAUAUUUAGUUUAAUAAUUUAUUUUGUUUCACACCAGGUAACUAAGAAGAGAAGAAGAACCCCACUCAUGUUGGCAAAAACAAUUGAUGCUUCUACGUACAGCUGCAGAGAGAAAGAAUGAUCAACAGAUACUCGUGCAAAUCCAGGGGAAAAACUGUGUAGCUCUGGAAAUCCGCUAUCACAAAGUUUGCUACUGCAAUUAUACAAUAUUUCUCACCAGAGAGACGAAGAAGCAACGAGAGCAUCAGUGUACAAGAAGUCUUAUGAUGUAUAUUUCUGUAAGAAAGUAAUUGAGAUGGAGGUCAUCAGAAAUAAGCAAAUAAAGUAUAUGAAAGAUUUGCUGGAGAAAUUUGUUCUCAUUGCUAAGGACACUGAGAAUGUGGAUGCAUCUAAAUAUAGAGCUUUUAAACUCAAGCAACGACUGAUGAAAAGUUAUCCCCAACUUGUGUUCUGUGUACCGAAAAUGAGAAAUGUUAGGGAGAUUGUAUAUGUGGAAAAUUUGGAUUCUUCUGAAUUGGUUGAGGAACAUAUGUCAAUUAAUGGCCUGUUUAUAUGGAAGCCGGAAUGGCCCGCUUAGCAAGACAGGCCGGUAAGCGGGAUGAAUUUCCCUUGUGUUUAUAUGAGAAACUUUCAUCCCGCUUGCCAGAACAAUUUUGUUACAUUGUAUUGUUUUGACAGUUGUUAAAAAUAGCUUGCGGCGGUAUCUUUGAACUUUCAUCCUGGCAACCAGGAUAGCCCGCUUGGUAUCUUUGAACUUUCAUCCUGGCAACCAGGAUAGCCCGCUUGUAAAUGUUUAUAUGGAGAAAUUUCCAUCCCGGUAAGCGAGAUCUAGCCUCUUUCAAACGAGAUCUCGGUAACCAGGGCCAGCCUGCUUGUCCAUAUAAACGCAUGAUAAUUUUUACUAUAAAAUAACUACACAGCGAGAUCUUGCUUACCAGGCUGUCUCGCUUAUCAGGCCAGCCCGGCUUCCAUAUAAACAGCUAGGCCCUAAGUCUGAAAACAAUGAUGAGGACUUUGAUGAAGAGAGCUGUACGAUUGAUGAUGAUGAUGAUGUGAAUUCCAACACAGAAACUGAGGGAAAUUCUAAAGUCAAUGAGUUACAACUUCUAUACAAUGCUGUAUUCAUUCUUCACCAAAAGGUGCAAGAAAUACUAAAACUGAAUCUUCUUUGGCCACCAUUGGCAUCUGAUUUGACAAUGGAUAAUAUUUCAAAUCCGACUAUGAGGACUGGACUAGAUUUCAAGUACACGCAAUUUGAUCACGUCCGAGGCGAAGCAGAGGACUGGAUCAAAAUGUGAGGACUUGAAAUCUAGUCCAGUCCGAAUUGGAGGAUUUGAAAUGACAUCACGAAUAAAUCACUACUUAAUUAAUUUUUAUCCAGUCCUAGGAUCAAUAUACUUCAUAAAGUAUCCAGUAUUAUCAUGUGAGCAAAAUAAAGCAAUAUGGUUGGCUAAUUUGCUCAUGAAUUAUUAAUGAUUUGAGGUGAACAAUGAUGGUAAUGCAUGUAGGUAUUAUCAGUGGAGUAGAUCAGUAUUUAUUUACUUAUUCGAUAUUCUCAUUCGGAUCCACAGUAUUUAUAUUAUGAACACAUAUAUCCCUCUCAUGGACAGGGUUAACAGUAUAGUCAUGUCUGAGAAGCUAAAACGCACCCUGGUGGAGGAGCUGAAACUCACAGCAGCAAAUCUAUAAGAAAAAGUCAACUAGUGUGGACACGAAAAACCAGGCUGAAUCGUUCCUUGUUAUUCUAGAUAGUGGCUAAAUACCAACUUAUGUCACAAUAUAAAUAUAAUACAUGAAAUAGUUCAAAUACGAGAAGUAGAACUUUACCAGAAACUUGGAAACACUGUUAUCAUAUUAUUUGUCUUUCCAAUCUUUCGGUAUGUCAUAUUGUCUUAUCAGCGUCGGCAAACGGAUAAAGAGUGUUUCACAAAUAUUUCAUUUUAAUUGUUCCUUGAUCGUGUGAAUUGUAUGCAUAUAUAUUUUUUAUUCUCCGUCCUGUUUGAUACAGGUGGGUUUUUUACCUCGCACAAAUUUGUAUUGAAUUAGGAUGUUAAUAUAAAGUAGAAUUAAACGUUAAAACGGUAUUUUGAAACAAUAGCCAAUGAAUUGAAGUGAUUUAGCAUAUGAGCAAGUAAAAUAUACAAUGUGUUUUUAACAAUAUUUAAUGUGGGUGUAUUUAUAUUACAAGGUUUGAUCAGUAUUCUGUGAUUUUAUUUUGUUGUUUUUGCGGAGGAAAUCGGGGAAACCCCCCAGUGGGAAUCUAUUUUUAUAGUUUGCGCGUGCGCAGUGCGAGUUUGACUGAGUUGCGCAUGCGUAUUUGCUACCAAAAUAAUGGCGGUUCGAAUAUUUCGAAGCGUGAAAAUAUCAAACUUUGGAGGGAUUUUUCUCCCAAUUGUGCACCUGUUUCACUUGGGGAGCAACGGAUUCUGAUAAAGUAAGUUUUUAUCUAUUUAUUCAUGUGAAAAUUACGUAGUUCCACGAGGGGUGCAACGGAAUUGCAUCUUUUGGAUGCUCAUCCCACGGCCUAUG